UGCAGCUAGCUGCCGGUCGUGACGCGUGUACUGCGCGGCGCCGCGACGUCUAACGCCGACAUCGCGAAAAAAGUUUACACACGAAACUUUCUUUAAAGACUUUCCUUUCAACCCAAACAUUGUUGAAGUGGAACUGUCUGCUUUUUCCCUCGAAAAACGUAAAUGUGACCUUUCCUAAAACCGGAAUUCGGUAUCGUCCAGAACGGGUUUAGACUUGGACCCCGCCGUGGCAGGACUUUCGUGAAGUGCUAACUUGAUUUUCAGAGUGGUGUGUUCAGUGUGAGUGACUGGAUAUUCGCUGCCUGCCCUUUAUCGGUAAAAGGAAGAGGACUGGACUUUCUGUCAGUUCCUAAGGUGGGCUCCGGAGAAACAGUGCUUUUAAAAAUAUCAAGCAUGCCGCCGCCCGGCCCCGCGUGAGGUAUGAGCGGCCGCGGCGCGGGGGGGCAGCGCUGCCACCUGAUCCUGCAGCGUUGCCUCGCGAUCCAUCUCACCAAGCCCGGGAAUGCGCCUGAUGACUUCUGGAUGUACGACUCUGGAUAUCUGCUGUUUCAGAGUUUCCUAGCUGCAAAUGCAAAAUGCUGGUGGGCCGGCGCCCUCGCUGCUGCCACGACAGAACUGAGAUAUGCUGGUUACGUCGCCCCGGGAGUGCUGCUGGUGGCCGGAGCGCCCAGGGCGUUGGAGACGGUCCGCGGGGCGUACGCUCGAUCGGUGCUUAAGCCUCCGCCUACGUACUUGAUAUGUGGAUUGGGUGACAUCGAAGAUUGCAUAGUAACGCCUGCAUAUCAAGGACAAUUCACACCACUACCCGAGGCAUUAUGCGACUGCAUUAUGGACCUUACGACACAGGGUCAAUCGGCGACGUUAGAAAGUAUACGAACAUCACUGUCAGCUAAGUUCCCGUCGAUGCAAACACCAUCGCAAGAGGUCGUUUAUGACACGUUGGCGCAGCUGAUGCAAGAGAGGAAGAUAUAUCAGACAUCGAGAGGUUUCUUCAUAGUCACACCUGAACGCCGCCGUUCCCGAUCAAGAUCAUCUUCCCGCCGCCGUGGCAACAAUCAUGAGGAGGAGUGUCCGUCUCCUCGGACUAUCCUCAUGUCCGACCAGGAAGCCCUGCAUCAGCUGUACGGAGAGAUCACGACGGUCCGAGACGGCGCCGUGACGCAUCAGUGUGUGCAAACUAAUUUAGCUGACGUCAUAUGUGGCGGCAACCCCAACGAUAAGAUUCUAUACGGGCGACCAAACAAACGGCGCAGCGCGUCAUUCCCCGCCCCACGAUCACUGGACCGGCGCCACUCGCUGCGAAUCUUCGGCUCUUCUAGCAAGUACCUGCAGCGGUGCGCUUCCACUCGCAGCCUGCACCACAAGCACGCAAACACGACCGACAGCUCGUCAUCCACCGAUUACCCGCCGAGCGUCGAAUCCGCAUCACCUAAGAAAGUGUCCCUGCUGUCCCGCUUAUUCAGACGAAGCGGUCGCAGCAAGCAGACGAGAGCAAUGAGCACCUUCUCCGCGCAGUUCCCGCCCACCGAGUGGUUUAAUUCUAAAGCGGUGCAUCUGCAUUGUGUCGCCACACAGACCAACUCAAAGGAGUCAUUGCAGAGUCAGACAUCUUUCGUGUCAUCGUACUAUGACGGUUCCGAAAUUAGUAAUCGGUCAUCGACUUUGCCGCGUCGACACAAGAGACAUCUAUCUACCGAAUCAGGUCUCGCCGGCUCCGUCCAUUAUGACCACUCGCCGAUCAGGCAAUCCAGCCCUAGUUCAGGAAGUCUGCCGCGGUCUACAUUAAGUAGAAGCUCUACAAACAAGACCAUUCUAGAUCAUUUUGGGUCACCGCAACGAAACAGCGAUCCAAAAUUAAGAGAAAGCCCAAACGGUAGCUUAAGAAGGGUAGACUAUUCCCAUUCGGACCACGUAAUGUCGACUAGUGGUCCAUCGAGUUUAGAAAGUACAACCACGCAGCGCACACCGAGAAAAGACAUCAACAAAAAUGGCCACAUUGAUCAAAAUUCACCAAUCAAACGCAAUUAUCAUACCAGUGGGAGUAGUGGCCAUUCAAGUCUAGAAUCGCACAUAUCAGAUCGCACGUUAAAACCUUCACCUAGUCAUAACACGCACGGAACACCUGGUCUAAGCAGAGCUCAAUCUCUCGUGAAGGUACAGAGUCUACAAAGCUCCCCGAAAAGCCUCCACAAGUUUAGAAAUAAACCGCCUAUAGUCGGUGGGGAAACGGUAAAAAAUAAAAGCACGUCACCCAAAAGUACACCAAAAAACUGUCCUCCCACGCCCAAAAAAACCGCAACCCCUCUGCAUAAAGCCCUUGGUUCCAAAGUAGAAAACCCUUCGACUACUAUGCUGGCGAGCUCCAAUUCUAACAAUUCGAUUACACUAAAAGUUACCACGAAUACUAUGUCGCAAAGUGGUGGUGGUACUAACACCAAAGUAUAUGUACAAAAUUCACCUGUUAGAUCUGUUAUCACAUUUGAAAAUGGUAAAGUUACUGAUACCAGUAACGGAAGCAAUAUCUACAUUAUAAAUGAUGACAGACAAGUUUUGUCAGUAUCUCAAAACGGCGCCAGUAAGCACACGACAAAAAAUCCUACUGAAACAUCGUUCGACGUUUGCGUUGAAAAAAAUAAACAAGUAAACCAAGAGCCUGAACCUAUUAAAGUACAAGAAAACAAAUUUAAUAAGAAUUCAAUAAACGACACGGGUAUGAAUAAUAAUCGUAAACUUUCUUUGCAAAUAGGUGGAGUAACUAAUAACAACAGCUUUGUAUACAAGAAUCAGUUGAAUAACACUAGCGAGGUUGCAUCAAAUCCUACAUCUCCAGCAAUACACAACAAUAUACAUAGUUUGGAAACAACUACCAAUAGCAAUCCUUCUACUCCCACCAAAAGUUAUGAUAACAUUAUAGGAUCUUUGGGUAGCCUGCGAUACCAGAAAAAUGCAUUAUCGUCGGCAAACAGCGGUAUACAAACAAAUAUUAAUUCAAACAGCGAGUUGAAAAGUGUCGAUUUAUUAAAGAAAGCAGCGGCAUUACAAAUGUUGAACGGUCUUCCAAACGUAAACAACAGAAUGAGCUCCGAUUCCAUAGCGAAUUUAUUGACGAAGGCGAUAGACCAAAAACCGACAGUAUUAGGAUCCGAACCGAAUUUAGCGUUAAAAAAUCAGGAGCAUAUAAAAGAUAUAAACACCUCUACUGAAAAAAUUAACAGUUUGGAAAAUAAACAAAAGAGGUACAGCUUGAGCCAAGACAGCAAGAAAGAUAAUCAAGAUUUCUAUAACUUUCCAAGUUUAAGUGACUUGAGCUUUAAUUUUACUAGUUUAGCGGCUCAGAAAAUAUUAAAAGGGGUCAGUAUAAAUAGUGUUGACACACUUGUAGAACUUAACAUGGCUGCAAACAACACGGAAAAACGGAACAACCGCGAAGUAGCAGCCGUCUGUACGGAUUUCGGCCUUGUAUAGUACUUAAAAUAUCAUGUUUAAAUGUACAAUAGUAGAGUUAACCCUGUACAAUUUAAGGUAGUUGUAUAACUUAUUCAUAAAUAUUAUAUAACAUUCUUUAUUACAUAUUAGUUCGAAUCUUAUUAUCGAUAAGAUUUUAUACUCCCAACUUAUCGAAUUAUCGCCUAAUAUCAUUGUAUCCAUCUAAAUAAUUUGUUUGUCUUUACUAACUUAUCAUUCAAAAUACCAAUGUAGAAACAUAUAGUGAUACUCGUAAACAAAGUUGUAAAACAUUUUCAGAAAAUGCAUAGUUUGUAGCUCACUUUAAUUAUAACGAGACAAUAAAGACCGCACCAAAUAAUGGAGGUGGCCUAAUGUACGGAAACUUAGUGCCUAAAACGAUCUGGAAAAGAUCAUGUUUUAAAUUUUGUAGCCAUAUCUAAUCUCCCAAUUUACUAAUAUAUAUAAGUAUUUAUACAUUGUAAUCUUUAAUGAUUUUGUCUUGGGCACAACUUCAUUACUGGGAUAAGGACAGAGCUUGGAUUAUAAAUUGAGACCGUCCUAAAAUUUAAUGUAACAAUUCUAUACAUUAUAAGUACCUAUAUCUUACACAAAGUCAUGAUAUUAACUUCCUCAAUGUUACUAUUCUGAGGAUGAUUUAAAUGCAGUUUAUUAAGUUGAAUUGAGUUAUCCAUCAAGACACCAUACUUCGAAUAGAUGGAUAAGCAUUUAUUUAUGUAUUCUGUUUAUUUAAAAUCUAUAUAUG
Molecule: messenger RNA, 4210 nt
Organism: Achroia grisella
Lineage: Eukaryota; Metazoa; Arthropoda; Insecta; Lepidoptera; Pyralidae
Gene: knockout
Exons: 9
Coding region: 421-3465 (1014 amino acids)
Biological process (GO): positive regulation of transcription by RNA polymerase II
Cellular component (GO): nucleus; cytoplasm
Molecular function (GO): DNA-binding transcription activator activity, RNA polymerase II-specific; RNA polymerase II transcription regulatory region sequence-specific DNA binding
Source: RefSeq, a predicted model, not a curated record